Messenger RNA from Dracunculus medinensis (Guinea worm), 1473 nucleotides. The record is from the annotation of a GenBank genome assembly. NCBI's taxonomy places the organism in Eukaryota, Metazoa, Nematoda, Chromadorea, Rhabditida, Dracunculidae.
UCAGUGCUAACCUUUGCAGUAAAAGCACUUUGCUUUGUAACUGCAAUCCUUUGCUUGUACCUAUCGUUCAAGCACUUGAAUGAAACAAAAUCCGUUCUUCUUUGUUAUUUGUCUCCUGUCAUGAUAAAUUUUUACAGUUUAGGAGGCAUUACUCCAGUGCUUCUCUUUACAACAUGCACAUUUUCUAUUUGUUUUCGGACUUUAAUGGAAAUUAUGUCAAAGCUUGGUUCAAAAAGAACAGAACAAUCACCACUGAAUCAUAAUGAACGGCUUGAGUUCCUUGGCGAUUCAGUGAUUGAAUUCCUUACUACUAUCCACCUUUUCUAUAUGUUUCCGGAUUUGGAUGAGGGUGCAUUGGCGACUUAUCGUUCUACAAUGGUUCAAAAUAAAAAUCUAGCUUCUUUGGCGAAAAAAAUUGGUAUUGAUGAUUUUAUGAUGUAUGCUCAUGGACCAGAUCUUUGCCAUGAAUCUGAUUUGAGACAUGCCAUGGCAAAUACAUUUGAAGCUGUGAUGGCUGCUGUAUAUCUAGAUUCUGGUAUCGACGAUUGUGAUAGGAUAUUUGGCGAGGCGAUGUUCCAGGAUGAUGAACUUCGUGACGCUUGGUUUUUUCUGGAAGAACAUCCACUUAAACGUGAUUAUCCCCAAGGUGAUCGUCAUUUGAUACAGGAUGUGUCAGCUUUGCAGCACUUAACUGAAUUUGAGCGAAGUAUCGGUGUAACUUUUAAACAUAUCCGAAUUCUGGCGAAAGCUUUCACAAGGAAAUGUGUCGGAUUUAAUAACCUAACAUUUGGACACAACCAACGAUUGGAAUUCUUGGGUGAUACUGUACUGCAGCUUAUCACUACAGAUUAUUUGUAUAAACAUUUUCCAUACCAUCAUGAAGGACAUCUUUCAAUUCUUCGUACUUGCGUAGUUAGUAAUAAGACACAGUCUAUUAUCUGCGAUGAUAUAGGUAUGGCGAAUUAUUUAACGUUGAAACUUAAAGAUAAAGCAGAUCUGGUUGAAGCGCUAAUUGGUGCUUUGUAUGUGGAUCGAGGUUUGGGUUACUGCAAGAUUUUUUGUCGCGUUUGCUUUUUUCCUCGUUUCAAGCUUUUCAUUCUUUCUCAACGGUGGAAUGAUCCGAAAUCACAGCUUCAACAGCGAUGUUUAGCAUUACGCCAGAUUGAUGGUGGGACUCCUGAUAUUCCAGAAUAUAAAACAAUAGGAGUGGCUGGGCCAACAAACACUCGAGUUUAUCAAGUAGCAGUUUAUUUUCGAGGUAGAAGAUUGGCAAGCGGGUGUGGCCACACAUUGCAGACGGCUCAAAUGAAAGCAGCUGAACACGCUUUAAAAGCUCAAGCGAGACUUUUUCAAGGAACAAGAAUACAGUCGAAGAGAUCAGAUGAAUAUAUAUCAGGAAGUUCUGACCCUCAAAUGUAUAUUUUUCUCCAAAUUGCGGAAAUUGGCUGCAGUAGAUCGAGAAUAUAUAUUUAG